AUGUCAUUACAAAAAGAUUCUUGGUUACCAUUAAACAAUGGAUUGAAAAUUCCAGUCUCAGGUUUUGGUUUAUAUCAAAUCCCAGUUGAAGAUUCAACAAAAUUAACUUAUGAAGCUUUAAAAGCUGGUUAUAGACAUAUUGAUUCUGCUCAAGCUUAUCAAAAUGAAGAAGAAGGUGCAAAAGGUAUUUCACAAUUUUUAAAAGAAAAUUCUGAUAUCAAAAGAUCAGAUAUUUUUUUCACAACUAAAAUUAAAAAUGGUGAACAUGGUUAUGAAGAAUCUAAAAAAUCAAUUGAAAAGUCAUUAGCUAAAGUCUCUCCAUAUAUUGAUUAUAUUGAUUUAUUCCUUGUUCAUUCACCAAUUUCUUCAAAAGAACAAAGAUUAGGUACUUGGAAAGCAUUACAAGAAGCUGUUGAAUCAGGUAAAGUUAAAUCAAUUGGUGUUUCAAACUUCGGUACUCCACAUCUUGAUGAAUUAUACGCUUGGGAAGGUUUGAAAAAUAAACCAGUUGUUAAUCAAUUAGAAUUACAUCCAUGGUUACCAAGAAAAGAUUUACAAGCUUAUGGUAAAAAAUAUGAUUAUUUACUAGAAGCUUAUUCACCAUUAACUCAAGCUAAGAAAUUAGAUGAUCCAGAAUUAGUUUCCAUUGCAAAGAAACAUAAUGUUACACCUGCACAAAUCUUAUUAAGAUGGUCUUAUGAUCAAGGUUUUAUUCCAUUAGCUAAAACUGUUAAUGUUGAUAGAAUUAAAGAAAAUUUCAAUGUUCUAGAUAAUGUUCCAAAAUUAAGUGAUGAAGAUUAUAAAAUUUUGGAUAAAGAUAGUUAUGAAGUUUUAACUUGGGAUCCAACUAAACAUGUUGAUCAAUAA
Hansenula ciferrii is the source of this 867-nucleotide messenger RNA. Its product is annotated as aldo/keto reductase. The record is from RefSeq and is a predicted model, not a curated record. The transcript has a single exon. Gene Ontology annotation, molecular function: oxidoreductase activity. NCBI's taxonomy places the organism in Eukaryota, Fungi, Ascomycota, Saccharomycetes, Phaffomycetales, Wickerhamomycetaceae. Bases 1 to 867 code for a protein of 288 amino acids.